GAUGUUCACAAAAGUUUGCCCAAUCCGGCUCACGUAAUUUAAAAAUUGCACAUGCAGCCAACUGAAGACGUGACAAACUUUCCAAGAAGAAUGAGAGAAAUUGUAAACAAAGAAAGAUAAUAAUAUGAGAGUUUAAUGGAGGUAACAAAAUGGUUUGUUGAAUUUUGUAGUUCCACAAAAUCCAAUUAAACUAAUUGUUUUUAGUUAAGUGUUAACUUUUCCUGUCAAUACACUUUAAGAAUAUUUAUUUUCUCGAUGGGGGAAAGAUAUCAAUUUGACAGUUUGAGGGGUACAAAUAGUAAGUUGGUAGUUAUAUUAAAAUUCAAUUAACUAAGUGUUAUUGGUGGAGUUUUAACUCUUACACCUUAAAAAGAUUUUACUUGAAAAAAAAAUCAUACCACUUGAUAACAACUUUUACAUUCAUCCCGAGUGACCUUUUGUAAUCGGGGGAUAGGAGAAAAGAAACGUUCCUAUAUGUAAUAUCCUGGCUGACGUCAAAAUAAUAAAUAACUUUUGCACAUCUCCAUACAGACAGCGGAAAAUAUAUGGAAAAUAAUUUUCAUUCAGAACAGACAGACGCAAAACAAUGACAAAUAUGCAUGGAAAUAUAAGCGCGAGACGAGCGAUGAAUGAAAUGAACUGAACUGAACUGAAAUGAGGAAUUCACGAAAUGAGAACGCCAGAUGAUGAAGGAGAAUCGGAGUGGGGAGUGGGUUUCGAGGGGAAAAUGAGGAUGAAAUCACCGAAAAGGCCGCAACGCAGCCACAAUGGCGACCAAUAUUGGUCUGCCGAUUUUGGUCUUUAUAUUUUAUAGAAUCAAAGGAUGGGGGAAAAUGGCGAUGGUGAUGAUGGCAUUCGGUCAUCAUCAUCUAUAUCCCCCGUAUAAAUUAAUGGCCGUUGAGAAAGGGUAUCCAAUUGAAACUGCGUUUGACAACUAUUAGAUAAUACCAAAUAAUUGGUAGUACAAAUUUGUGUUUACAUGAAUUACAUUGAAUUGUUAUUUAUAUUAAAAUUCAUUUUAUAUAGUAUCUACAUGGCUUUUCUAUUGAGUUUUGUGCAUUUUAUGUGCAAUUUAAUUGCUACAAAUAAUUCCGAAUGGCUAUUCAGUAGAAAGUAAAGACAAUAUAAAAACAAGCCUAAAAAUUGCACUUAAUGUCAGAGAUCAGAAAGAAAAUGCCAAAGGGGGGAAAAAAAAACGUACAUAUAGAGGGAUGUUGGCUCGAGGGGUGGAAAAACCUUUUGCACAGAGUUCGUUUACAAUUGCUUUUAAUUAUGCGCAUUGUUCGCUGUCCGUUGUUGUUCAUUAUGCAGUUAGUUAAUGUCAUUUAGUUCAUCAGCUUAAUUUUUAUCGUUGCCUUUUUUUGUUUUUUUUUUUUUUUAUUUACAGCUUUCAGUUUUUCUCGUUUCCAAUUUCGAAUAUUGGGUUUUCACUUAUUUAUUUCGUUGAUUUUUAUGCUGGCAAUGAAAGUGAAAUAAUGUGCAUUAUGCAUACACAUGUAUGUAUGUAUAUAUAUAUAUAUAUAUAUAUGCUAUGAAAGACAGGAGAGAAGACUGACCGCCUCUCAACUUUUGCCACCAUAAAUCACAACAGAUCGCCACCGAACAGUGGAGCAAAACGCAUCAAUGUUGCUCAAAAUGUUUUCUUUAAAAAAAAAUAAUGUUGAUAAUGAUUUCAAAAUUAAAUAAUAAAUUGUAGGCAAUAGCAACCCGAAAGUUUAAGUCAAAAGUAAUAUUUCAAUCAAACCUAGUUGCCCUGGUGUUUUCUGUGAUCUCAUCUCGAAACAAACAAGCAGUAUUGUUUCGGUUUUUUGGAGCGCACACGUUCAAGGAUAAAAAAUCUGUUCAGUUUUCAUUCCAGUUAAUCAAAAUAAUCAGUUUUCUGGCGCUAUGGUGAAGACAAAUAUAUCGCUUAAGCUGCGGCGUUUGGUGCGAUCUUCCUGGACGGUCAUUUUUAACGACCAUUUCUGUUGGACCUUUAUCAAAAGCUAUGGACUUUUCGCCUUGGUCAUACCGCUGGCCAAGAUCCUAAAUGGUUUCGAAGUAAUGCCCACCAACCGGAUUUGUGCGUAAUAACAUUAAUAAUUUCAAGUCAAGAAAUAAUGAAUAUAAAUUCCCAAAGAGACCACUGGAAUCAACUUUUUGGGAAGAAUUUGCUUUACUCUCCAAAUCGGACAUUGAAUUAAAUUUGAUUUCACAAAUGAUCAAAAUUGAAUCAUUUUUGUAUAUGUUAUUUGAAAAGAUAAGAGUUGGCAAAUAUGUUAUAAUAAAGUGAAAAUUAAAUUAAA
Drosophila elegans is the source of this 2285-nucleotide messenger RNA. RefSeq lists its product as uncharacterized. The transcript has 3 exons. The record is from RefSeq and is a predicted model, not a curated record. NCBI's taxonomy places the organism in Eukaryota, Metazoa, Arthropoda, Insecta, Diptera, Drosophilidae. The coding region runs from base 1888 to 2070 and encodes 60 amino acids.